Molecule: messenger RNA, 2957 nt
Organism: Chrysoperla carnea
Lineage: Eukaryota; Metazoa; Arthropoda; Insecta; Neuroptera; Chrysopidae
Gene: mAChR-B
Product: muscarinic acetylcholine receptor M3
Exons: 3
Coding region: 24-2957 (977 amino acids)
Biological process (GO): G protein-coupled receptor signaling pathway, coupled to cyclic nucleotide second messenger; adenylate cyclase-inhibiting G protein-coupled acetylcholine receptor signaling pathway; chemical synaptic transmission
Cellular component (GO): membrane; synapse; dendrite
Molecular function (GO): G protein-coupled serotonin receptor activity; G protein-coupled acetylcholine receptor activity
Source: RefSeq, a predicted model, not a curated record
CUUUUUUGUUAUUUUGAUUAAAAAUGAUGCAAUCAGCAGAUGUAAAUCUAACAGACACAUUUGGUAAUUAUGGUGGUAAUAAUUCUGAUUUGUAUGUGAAUCAUUCAUCACGUAUAUUUACAAUUGAUCGAGAAUAUAUAAAACAAUGGCGAAUUGAGAAACAACGUGAUCGUUUUUGUAAAUCAAUAUUCCGACGGCCAUUUUCAUCACCAGAAUGUCGUAAAUUAUACAAUAUAACAUCAUUAUUACGUCCAUGGAAUACAAUUGAUACAACAUUAUCAACAAAUACAUAUGGAAAUGAUUCAACAUUCACAUUAUUCGAUUGGAUUAAUUAUGGGAACGGUUCAGAUUUUCUUCAUAAUCAAACAAUAUCACCAAAUGAUCAAUUAUCAAAUUAUACACAACAAGAUGUUACAAAUGGUGAUGAAUUAAUAAUUGGACCAGUGUUACCACCAUUUGAACUAUGGCAAACAAUUAUAAUUGCAAUAUGUCUUGGCAUAUGUAUUAUAUUAACUGUGGCUGGUAAUAUAUUAGUACUUUUAGCAUUUAUUGUUGAACGUGCUAUAAGACAACCAAGUAAUUAUUUUAUUGCAUCAUUAGCAGCCACUGAUAUGCUUAUUGGUACUGUUUCAAUGCCUUUCUACACCGUUUAUGUGUUGAUGGGUUAUUGGAAUUUAGGACCAUUAUUGUGUGAUUUAUGGCUAUCAGUGGAUUACACCGUUUGUUUAGUAUCACAGUAUACAGUUCUUUUAAUAACAAUCGAUCGUUUUUGUUCUGUGAAAAUAGCAGCUCGAUAUCGAUCAUGGCGAACAAAAAAUCGUGUUAUAUGGAUGGUAACAAUCACUUGGAUAAUACCAGCAUUAUUAUUUUUCAUUAGCAUUUUUGGUUGGGAACAUUUUGUUGGAUAUAGAGAUUUAUUACCAGGACAAUGUGCUGUACAAUUUUUAAAAGAUCCGAUAUUUAACACUGCCUUAAUAAUUGGAUACUAUUGGACAACAUUAGUGGUAUUAUUUGUGUUAUAUGGUGGCAUUUAUAAAACAGCUUAUGAUAUGCAGAAAAAAAGUGAGGCCAAACAAAGAAAAAUGCAAUCAAUGGUCGCUUUAAGUGCCGGCGCAAUGUCUGGAAUGGCUGGCCGUACUGCUGGAAUUGGUAUUUCUAAAACACAAAGUACGUUUCUUAGUCAAGAAAAACCAAAACCUGUGAAUGUAACAACCAAUGUCACACAAGUUCCACCAUCGACCGUUGAUACACUAUCCGUAAAUGUUAAAUCAACUCAAGGUGCUGGACCCGGUUCGGGUGAUUCAAACUCUAGUCAAAAAACAUCAUCACACAAAAACAGUGGUACAAUUACAACGACAACAACAACCACUGCCGAAUCCUCUGAUCGUAGAAUUUAUCCAAUUCAGCAAGUAUCAUCAACAACCACAACAACUGGUGAAGUAGAAAAAUCUGAACGAUCGAGUAGUCCUGCAUUUGAAUCGGAUGAAGAGAGUACCACUUGUACAACAGCUCAGCAAUCUUCGAUAAAAAAACGAGCAUCUGUGGUUGGGUGUAUUAUGGCACAAGCUUUCACAAAUACAAAUCGUUUUAAUGGUGGUAUUUUAAUGAAAUCAUCACAAGAUGGUGGACCUCGUAAAGUUUUGACACCAACGUCUCCGAAUGUGGACGGAAUGCCAACAUCAACUCUCCCACAAAUACUAGAACAAAGUCUUUUAGAUACAGAUAAUCAAAGUAUUGAACAAAGUUCAAAUCCAUUAAUUCCAACACCGAUCUCAAAAUCAAAUUCUUUUGAUCAACUUAAUAAUAAGACCCAUAUUGCUGUAUCACCACAACCUUCAAAUCAAUCAACAAUAGCACCACAAUCCGAUUAUGGUGGAACUCAAACGGGUCAAAUAACACAACCGUCAUACAGUCAAACAUCAAGUGUUGCAACGACCACGCAAAGUUCACCACAGCAAUCUUCAGAUAGACCUAGAAGUUUUUUAAUGAAUAAAGGUGGUACAUAUGAUGUUCUAGUUGGUUUAGAUGGAGCCGAUUUACGUUAUAUGGAUGAAAGUUCAAUAAUCGUACCAUCUCCAAAUUGUGAAAGUCCACCGUCUUCAAUGAGUUUUCCAAAUACGUCAACCACAGCACCUCCGUCACCUGUGCAUACGGCAAUCGUUUCAUCAACUGCCACUACAUCAUUACUUCAAGCUGCAUUAAUUCGUGCUACAAAUCAAGCAGCACCGACAGCUGUUGAACAACCGACAAUAAAUAAAGUGAAUAUUGAAGUUACAGUACAAUUAACAGUUAAUGCAGAUGAUAUUGUCAAAAAACCAAUUACCUCAAUUGUAGCCAAUAAAAUAGAACGAGCUCCGCCACCAAAAUUAAUUAGUGAGGACAGUAUAGACAUUGACGAUCCAUCAGACACAAAACCAAACGAAACAUCUAUGAAAUGUGGUAUAGCUGCUUUGUGUCAAAGUGGUAGUGCAGCAACAAUAUUAGCUGCAACAUCUGUGGUCGAUGUUGCACGUCGCAACACAAAAGAAAACAUUCUUAGUGAUACGGACACUAACAAAGCGGAUUCAAGCAAUAAAAAAAGUUGUCGCAGUUCACGCAAAGAUUUUGUAAAAACAAUUGGUAAACGUUUAAAAGGGCGUAAAAAGAAAGAUGGUAGUGGACCAUUCGGUUUAAUUGGACGGCAAAAAUCAAAAUCAGAAAAUCGUGCACGUAAAGCAUUUCGAACAAUUUCAUUUAUUUUGGGUGCAUUUGUUGUCUGUUGGACACCAUAUCAUGUUUUAGCAUUAGUUGAAGGUUUUUGUACAAAUCCACCAUGUACAAAUGAACAUUUAUUCAUGUUUUCAUAUUUUUUAUGCUAUGCAAAUAGUCCAUUAAAUCCAUUUUGUUAUGCGUUAGCAAAUCAACAAUUUAAAAAAACUUUUACACGACUGUUACGUGGUGAUUUUCAUAGAACUUAA